AUGAGUGCAAUUGCGCUCCCUGAGCGACUCGCCUUUGAGGACACGUCGGUGGACAGCGCCACCUUUGUGCGAGUGACGUACGACGUGGUGGCCACCUAUACGCAAGCGCGUGGAGAGGUGUGCUCCCGCCUAUCAGACGAGGCGGACGAGCUUCAUGGUGGCGCAUUUCCCGACGGCAGUCCGCGCGAGGAAGAGCAUUCGGAUGCGCUAAACGACACCAUGGAUGGCAUCAACGCCUUUAGCCUCAUCACCACACCUCAAGCGCACGCCGAGUACAAGCAGCGCUACGAUGCUCUGCGCAACAUAGGCAGCGCCAAGGACGAGGCGGACUCCCUCAGGGCUUGCUUGGGGCUGACCCUUUUGAAACAUGGCUUCUAUCGCAACACCCUCAGCGAUGGUCUGCCACUCUACAAGGCCAGCAAGCAGGGCGAGCUCAGCACCGAGGAGGAAGCAGCUACGCGUCUCAUGUGAGUCAAGUCUCUCUGUGCGCGGUGCAGUGCGCUGCCGUCGCUCUGGUUCGGCGUCUCGCAUUGGCUCUGCGGGCUGAGUCAUCUGCUGCUUCUUGGACCCCUCGCCAGCGAAUACCUUUUGGUCCCGUUGCCCCUCGCACAAGAGCGUGUGGAUGCCAUCUUGCCUGGUCAAGCUUGA
This is a messenger RNA of Ceraceosorus bombacis, 648 nucleotides long. The record is from the annotation of a GenBank genome assembly. Lineage: Eukaryota; Fungi; Basidiomycota; Exobasidiomycetes; Ceraceosorales; Ceraceosoraceae.